GCCCUGGUUGCCACGGCUGCCUCUCCGGACUUGGCGAGGACUUGGGAGGGACAGCGGCGUUGGGAGGUGGCUUAGCAGAGACUUUCCAGCGACUGCUGCCCGGGACUUUUUUUUUUUUUUUCCCCUUUUCUUUUUCCCAGGAGUCAGCGACGGCGACGGCUGGGGAGAGUAAAGACAAGGAAGCGUCUGCUGCUGGAGCCAAUGCCGCCCUUUGGCUCUCGAGGAGGAGCGUUCCUGCCCGGAUGAGUGUCCGCCGUGUGUCCCCGACUGUCCCCCGGCGGGAGCGCGGCUCGGAAGGUAGGAUGUGGUGAAAGGAUGGGGCUUCUCCCUCUGGAGAUUCACAAUGGCCAGAGAAGAUUCCGUGAAGUGUUUGCGCUGCUUGCUCUACGCCCUCAAUCUGCUCUUUUGGUUAAUGUCCAUCGGUGUCUUGGCUGUUUCUGCUUGGAUGAGGGACUACCUGAAUAAUGUUUUGACUUUAACCGCAGAAACAAGGGUAGAAGAGGCAGUCAUAUUGACUUACUUCCCCGUGGUUCACCCAGUCAUGAUUGCUGUUUGCUGUUUCCUUAUCAUCGUGGGAAUGUUGGGAUAUUGUGGAACCGUGAAAAGAAAUCUGUUGCUUCUUGCAUGGUACUUCGGAACAUUACUGGUCAUCUUCUGUGUAGAACUGGCUUGUGGUGUGUGGACAUACGAGCAGGAGGUUAUGGUGCCAGUACAGUGGUCAGAUAUGGUUACUUUGAAAGCCAGAAUGACAAAUUAUGGCUUACCCAGGUAUAGAUGGCUUACACAUGCUUGGAAUUUUUUUCAGAGAGAGUUUAAGUGCUGUGGUGUGGUGUACUUCACUGACUGGUUGGAAAUGACAGAGAUGGACUGGCCUCCAGAUUCCUGCUGUGUUAGGGAAUUCCCAGGAUGCUCCAAGCAGGCCCACCAGGAAGACCUCAGUGACCUUUACCAAGAGGGUUGUGGGAAGAAAAUGUAUUCCUUUUUGAGAGGAACCAAACAGUUGCAAGUGCUAAGGUUUCUGGGGAUCUCCAUUGGUGUGACACAAAUCCUGGCCAUGAUUCUCACCAUUACUCUGCUCUGGGCUCUAUAUUAUGAUAGACGGGAGCCGGGGACAGACCAAAUGCUGUCUCUGAAGAAUGAUACUUCUCAGCACCUGUCAUGUCACUCUGUGGAACUGCUAAAACCAAGCCUUUCCAGGAUCUUUGAGCAUACAUCAAUGGCAAACAGCUUCAAUACACACUUUGAGAUGGAGGAAUUAUGAAGAAUGGCAAAGAAUCACAAACCUGUGGCACUCAUGAGUUUGGGGGUACACAGCUAUCUGUUUCAGAAAUUUUUAAACAUGGGGAACUUCUGCAAGAAGAAUGUCUAAGCAGAUAAUUUCCACUCUUUAAAACAAAGAAAGGUUGGUAGCAGGCUUUCUUAAACCAUCAGACCCAAAUCACGACAUGGAGACUUACUAGUUAUGAAUGCUUGGCCUUGUCUUAUGCUUGUCCCACCAGCUCUUUUAGACUUAAUUUAACCUGUUUCUCUUAAUCUACAUUUUGCCUAGGAGCUUUUUGUCUUUCUUUCAUUCUGUAUGUCCUACUUCUCCUGCCUCUUCUGUGUCUGGCUGGCAGGUGGCUGGUUGGCUGAUCCCAGGCAUCCCCCUCUCUUUCUCCCUUAUUCUCUCUUAUCUUCUUCUUUCUGGAUUCUAGAUUCCUCCUCGUAUUUUCUCUGACCGCCAGUCAUGCUCAUCCCUCUUCUGCAUAGCUAUUGGCUGUUCAGCUUUUUAUUAGACCAAUCAGGUGCCUUAGGCAGGCAAAGCAACACAUCUUUACAAUGUUAAACAAAUGCAGCAUAAACAAAUGUAACACAUCUUACAUAGUUAAAGUAAUGUUCUACAGCAAAGGUUUCACAUGUUAACACACAGACAAUAACUGGUGCCCUUCAAAAUGCUGAGGAUAGCAUUAGUAACCACUGUGUAUGUUUUCCUUUUUGUGUUUUGAGCACAACGAUGUUUUGAGGUGAUGCAGUUUCAACAUCUUUUCUGCAUCAUUUCAUGGGAAUGAACCAUUCAUGAUGGCAUUGGAGCUACUGUGAAGGUAGCUUCUUCUGGCUAGCCUAUAAACUCUCAGCUGACUGCUAACAUAGGAAUUUAGACAAUACUAAUGAUCUUUAUUACCCAAUGAUGUAUUGUUUUGAGGAUGAUUUGAAUUUAUAUAAAAAAACCUUUCAAGAUUGGUGACUACCUAAAUAUGGUUUUUGUUGGUUACUAAAGUAAUCUUAUUAACACUUGUAAGAGAUAACACAUUGUCUUAAGCUUAUCAGGGAUAUAUAUGUAUAUAAGUCUGUGCUGUGUCUGUAUAAUUCAGUAGGUUUCAGUUCUUAUAAUGUUAUGAAUAACGAUAUUUGAAGAUGAUGAAUUUGUCUUAUAUAGCACCAUUACUUUUUGUAUUUUCCACCAACAGAGCUUUUAAAUUCUGUCUUGGAUCUAUAUUACAUCUGUAACUGUUAAUUUAAGUUCUUAACCACUAAUUUUGGAAAUUACUGGUAUGAUAUGUAAGAAUCAUUGUAACCCUGGCUGCAAGAAGUAUUAACUAGGGAAUUUACACAUAGUUGAUUCAGCAGAAAUUCGGAUGCUUUUUUCUCCCAAGUGAGUAUUCUUCUUGACAAUAAACACUUUGUCAAAGA
Cricetulus griseus (Chinese hamster) is the source of this 2670-nucleotide messenger RNA. The record is from RefSeq and is a predicted model, not a curated record. NCBI's taxonomy places the organism in Eukaryota, Metazoa, Chordata, Mammalia, Rodentia, Cricetidae.